UACACAACUAUUUUUAUCAGCAAAAAGCCACAGUUAAGGGGAUAUUCAUGGCUUCAGAAAGUGGCUUUCCGGCAAGUUUUUAUGGGGAACCAGGUGUCCUUGGGCUCCUGGCCAAUGGAAUCAGUGCUUUCCUUGUGCUACUGCAGAACUUCCAUGGGGCCAGGACUGGUGUUCCUGCAGAAGGAGUGGAGAAUAUAUUAGCAGGUGUCCAUCUCAUUCUAAUUGGUGGGCUGUGUCAGCUUGUGGCAGGCUUGUUGUCCUUCCGAAAAUAUGACCAUCUAAGUGGAACGUCAUUUGUAGGAUAUGCAGCACUGUGGGCAAGCUAUGGGGCCACAAGAAUUUAUCUAGGUGCUAACCAACAAAGUCCAAUCCCAUUUAAUGAAUCAUCAAUGGCAAAUAGUACAUUUGUAGAUAUGAACACUAACACAGGCAGUAUCAAUACAACUGACAUUCCAUUGUACAUCAAGGAGUCUGCCAUCGCUGGGCUGGUUCCUUACAUCCUGCUUUCCUUCCUUCUGGCCUUCUGUUCAGCAACAGUAAACUAUAUAAUGCCCUUUGUGUUUGGUGCCAUCACUCUCACGCUCAUAUUUGAAGCUGUGGGUCUAGUAGCAGGGUGGGCAUUAGUGGUCUCUGGGAUUCUGGAGCUCCUAAUUUUGCUCUUUGCCAUAUAUGGCUCAUCAGCGCUGCUAAUCAAAGGACUGACCCAACGUUAUGUGCUAAAGGGUUUUGGAAACCCUCUCUUUAACGUGCUGCUUCUAGGAACCACUAAUGCCAGCAGCUCCCAAAGCCUAGGUCAAGAGAAAAAGAAGAAUACAAAAUAUGCUGAACCAAUGGCUUUGGGAUUCUUCUGUGACACAGUCUCACCAUUUAUUUUUGCCUUCUACGCCUUCCAUUACUUCCCAUCAAACUCAGUAGCUGCUAUCUGGAUAACCAUAAAUUCUGCUGCUCAACUUUUAUCCAGCUAUUAUGCCUAUCUGCGUCAAGACUGCUACCAUGCUACCAAAUUUGGCUUACACUGCAUGUUUUGGUUGGUGAAGACCUGGGAAGAAUAUGUGGUGUCUACAACCACUGGCCAAAUCGAAGCUGAUAAAGUAAGGCCUGCCAUGGUUGGCAACUGGUUCUUCUUGUCUGCUGCCUUGGUUUUCUGCAUCGCGAGUCUAAACAAAGACACACUUGAGCUAAUCCACAAUUCCUUUUUUGCCCUGGUGACAAUAUCAACCAUAUCCCAGAUUCCAAUCAAACAAUACUACAUGUUUUUUGGAGUGGCCUGCUCUCUCUUUACUCUCCUGUCCUUCUAUGGCACCUUUGCACGCCUCAUCAAUACCAUUGCUGAGAAGUCCUUAAUUCCAGUUGGACCCCAGCCUGUCUCCAAUGAAUCCCUGCAGAAGCAUCUUAGUUACCUCAAGAAAUCUAAACUGAUUGAUCCUGAGGGUAAAGGUGCACAGAUCCCCGAUGCUUUAUUCUAUCUCUGCAAUGGGCUGGCUGCACUCUCAGCCAUUCACAACAAUCAGUCCAACCUGGCCUUUUUCGACCUAACUGUUCCUUGGGUACUCAUCCCAGGAGCCAUAAUGCAGGCCUACAUCAGUCGACUACAAGUACAAGGUGGCCAGAAAUUUGGCUCUGUUGUUCCCUCCUUCUAUGUGGCUAUUUGGGCAACUUGGUGCUGGUUUCGGUUUGCAGGACAUCGCUUGCAAAUAUCCACAGAGUCAGCAUACGGAUUUGCUGCUGGUGCUAUAGCAUUCCUGGUCAUCAAUGCUUUCUUGAUUCUAGUUGCUGCCUAUGGCAAUCUUGUUAACUUGGCAUUGACCACUGUGAUGGAGGUCAUCAUAGUUUGUUUUCUCCUCUCUACUCUUGGAAGGCUUCCUUAUCAACUAGAAGUUGCCAUGCUAGCAAUUUUUGCCAUCAUAUGUUUAUAUGGAAUGCUAGCAUCACUUGUGAAUGGUAUGUUCUCCAAGACUCUGAUACCAGUUGGACCUGCCCUUAUCAAGGACAAGAAAAAGAACAAAUCCGAGACUACGUAUCCAUGUUUAAUUGCUAAUUCCCGGGAAACCAGUGGACUCCUUAAGAUUGCAAAUCUGUUAGAAAACAAUGGAGUGUGUGGUAUCCCUACAGACACUGUCUACGCCUUGGCUGCUUCAUGCAAAAACCCCAGUGCAAUUGAGAAGAUCUACACUAUCAAAGACCGUCCUGCAGAGAAGCCAAUAUGUAUCUGUAUCUCAAGUGUGGAGCAGCUAGUAGCAGCUAAACCUCCCUUCAGCCCUCUGCUGUGGGAGUUCAUGAGGAAUGUCUAUCCAGGAGGAAUUAGCUGCAUUGUUCCAAAGGGGGAUUGGCUCCUCAAACUCGGUGUGGGUCCUGCGUAUGACCGUGUGGGGACUAGAGAAAGCAUUAUGAUCAGAGUUCCUGACCACACUGCUACUGCUCACUUGUGUGAAUUCACUGGUCCACUGGCCAUUACAUCUGCCAACCCCAGUGGAGAAGCAGACAGUACUCACCAUGAUAUGGUCAUCGAUCGUCUUGGCCACAAGAUUGAAGGAGUCCUCUGUGAUGGAGAAUCUAAUGAGGUGGUGGCAUCAACUGUAGUGAACUGCCUGAAAAUAGAUGAAGGAGCUAUCAGUAUUCUUCGUGAAGGUUGUGUGCCUGCAUUGAAAGUGAGGCAAAUCUUUGAACGAGUGAAAAACAACAUGCUUUAGGUUUACUGUCAUCAGAUUUGACAGCACCUCUUGUUUCUUUGGUUAAUGGAAGGAUGUUUAGAUUGUGUAUGAAGAACACUUGACAUGUAAAUACAUACAUUUUGGAUCUUGCUUCACUGCAUUAUUAUUAUUUUGAGCAAGAAUCCACAUAUUGAAGUGGACAUUAUUCAAGUUCAAAUUAAGUGAGCACUAGCUAUCUUACUGUAGGUCAUUGUGGAAUUUUUUUUUUAUUAUUGUAUGAAGGUUUUAAAAGAUGUAAUAUUAAAGAGUUUUAUUAUUAUUAAUGUAUUGUUAUUUAUGGAUUAUUUCAAUGGUACAUGCCUUUGCUGAUUAAAUGUAAAUAUACUGAAAAGCUUGUCAGUGGAAACAAGAAGAAAUGUGGAUUUAAAUUAUGUUUGCAUAUGCUUAUGUAUUAUAACAUAAGAAAUCAUGACAUGUAUGAUAAAUUUC
Messenger RNA from Danio aesculapii, 3140 nucleotides. RefSeq lists its product as uncharacterized. The record is from RefSeq and is a predicted model, not a curated record. Gene Ontology annotation, biological process: regulation of translational fidelity. The transcript is spliced from 10 exons. Bases 48 to 2690 code for a protein of 880 amino acids. Gene Ontology annotation, molecular function: nucleotidyltransferase activity; tRNA binding; double-stranded RNA binding. Gene Ontology annotation, cellular component: cytoplasm. NCBI's taxonomy places the organism in Eukaryota, Metazoa, Chordata, Actinopteri, Cypriniformes, Danionidae.